Didymodactylos carnosus is the source of this 378-nucleotide messenger RNA. Lineage: Eukaryota; Metazoa; Rotifera; Eurotatoria; Philodinida; Philodinidae. The record is from the annotation of a GenBank genome assembly.
AUGAAUUCUUCACAAUUUCGUUGUCUGUCAAAUCAUUGCAUCGAUUCUGAUUUACAAUGUGAUGGUAUUCGUUCGUGUGCUGAUGGUUCUGAUGAAACAAAUGAUUGUUUAAAACAAACAUCCUUAAAUCGUACCAGAUCAUCAAAAUUACCAUCGAGAAAAUUUAGUGAUUCAUUAGUAAAAGUAUCGAUUGUCUUUGGUUCAUUGUUGAUCAUCGUAUCGCUUAUCAUCGGUUUAACAUUCGUUUACUUACAACGCAAACGUAAACAUCGACAUUUUACAUAUUCAUUAGAUAAUUCUGAAGACUGGGAUUAUCAUCUUUUUGAUAACAGACGAGAACCAACAGAAACAGUACCAAUAACAAAUAGAUUGUUUUAG